Molecule: messenger RNA, 2853 nt
Organism: Phlebotomus argentipes
Lineage: Eukaryota; Metazoa; Arthropoda; Insecta; Diptera; Psychodidae
Gene: Ccdc39
Product: coiled-coil domain-containing protein 39
Exons: 4
Coding region: 4-2853 (949 amino acids)
Biological process (GO): inner dynein arm assembly; cilium-dependent cell motility; cilium movement
Cellular component (GO): axoneme
Source: RefSeq, a predicted model, not a curated record
GAGAUGGAGAAUCCAAUUGUGAUGGUGCUGGAAAAGAUGGGCUGGGACGGGAUGAGUAUCCCUGUGGCCAGUGAGGAGAACCGUCAGCUCAUGGAGGAGAUCAACGGGUUGAUAAGGGAGAAAGACGCGAAAGGUGUGAGAGUUCAGGAUGAGGAUGUGAGACUGAAGAGCCUUAGGGCUCACUUUCAUCACUCAGAGCAGGAAGUCGUGGAGAAUCUGAAACUGUUGAAUGGGCAGCGAGUUCAUCUGGAAAAUGAGAAUCACUGGCUGAAGUUGAAUGAGAAUGAGGAUUCGCAUCUUCAGAGGGAUAUCAAGACGUCAUAUCAAGAUUUAAAUGACGUGAACGAUCGCCAAGAGAUCACACAGAAGGAUCUGAAUCGGAUGAAGCGCAGCAUUGAUCACUUUGAGGGGCAGAUUUCAUGGAUCAGGGAAGCUCUGAAGGAGUGGAAUGAAGUGACUGCCCGUGGCGAGGCUACCAACAAACUAAUUGAGCGCUACUGUAAACAGGACGCCUCCCGGGCCAACACUCUUGAAGCAAAGAGGCAUCUUUUGCAGCGCAACAUUGUCAAGCAGCGGGAGAGACUUGUUGCGUGCGAGGAACAGCAAAAGUCCCUGGAGAUGGUGCUGGAGAGAACGGCUCAGCUGUACCAACAGGGAAAUGCCGAGAGGAGGACUCUGAUAGCCACAUGGAAGGAGGCUUGCCUGCAGAUGAGCCAGCGCGAGAGGGAGAUUGAAGAAGCCGAGCGGGAUCUGCAGUACACGCGUGAGAUCACGAAGAAGAAGGAAAAACGAUCAGAGGAUCUCUCGGGAAACCUAGAGAGUCACGCUGCCAAGGCAGGAGAGAUUCAGCAAGAGAUUGCAGAGCUCAAUGUGAAGAUCUCCGAUGACAGGAGUCGUCUGACGAAUCUCACCGAUGCUCUGGCACUGAAAGUCAGCGAAAUGGAGAGUCUGCGGAAGUCCCUGGUGUCCAUGAGUCAGGAGUUGCAGAGACAGCGCCAGAAGAAUCGCCAGUGGCUGAGUGAGAAGAACACGAAGGAGAACCUCCUGAUUGACUGGCAGAACAUUUAUGAGGAUCUCUCGAAGCGCCACGAGGCUUUCAGGAGCAAGAAGUACAAUGCCGACGAGAGAUUGAGACAACUCGAGGAGCUGUACGAAGUGGAGGAGAAGAACAUCAAGAUCCUCUCUGGGGAGACCAACAAGCUCACCACGGCCAUCUUCAAGACCCAACAGCACCUCAGUGAGCUCCAGGGCGAGGAGAAGGUGCGCGACAUGGAGAUUCAGGGCCUCGAGGGGACAAUAAAGCGGAUGAGGGCGUUUGCCAGGAGCCAAACGACUGAGAUUGGCCGGCAGACAGCCAUUCUCUAUCACCUGGACUUUGAGAUUCAGCAAACUCUGGCGCGCAUUGACAACAUGAGCGGAAAGUCUGUGGAAUUGGACACGGAUUGUGUGGAGAAAAUCCAGCAACAGGAGGAAAUCCUGGCCAGGAAGAAGAGAACUCAUCUUCUCUUGCAAUCCCAAAUCAACAACAUUGAGGAGAGUCGCAAGAGACUGGAUUAUGUCUUCAACUGCGACGCCCAGGAGUUGGAAAGACUUGCUAGUCGCCUCAAGGAGACACAGCUGAGGUGUGAGAGUGGCGAGAAGAGCAUCCGUCAUGUGACUGUGGCAAACCAAGAGAAGCUGGUGGAGCAGAGCAUUCUCAAGAUGAAGGUGCAGCAAUUCGAGAGACAACUAGAGAAUCAAUCUGAGAGGAGAUUCAACUUCGAAAGGCAUCGUUUGGGACUCGAAGCGGCCAUCAAUCAACGCUUCCUGGACAUUGAGGCGCACAAGAAGCUGCUCUGGGCCAAGAAAAAGCAUUUCAGUGACGAGAGACAGCAUCUCAGGGCAGAAGUUGGUGACAGAAGUGUGAAGAUUGAGACCCUGAAGAAGAGAUAUCAACUGAUUGAAGACGUCUUGAGGCGAAAUGAGGACGGCAGUGCAAUGACUCCCAUUCAGAUUCGCAUUAGAGCGGCCCAGGAGAAGCAGAUCCUGCUCAAGGAGGGCAAUGAACUCAACGCUAAGGUCCUGAAGGCCGAGGCGGACAUCAAAGCCAUGGAGAACACAGUGAGACUCGUGAAUCUGGCCAAUGAGAACUAUAAGAGGAACUUCGUGACUGUUGAGGAAGACAGUCCUUUCUUGCAGGAGUUGGAGAACCUCCAGGAUGCGUACUUUCAGGCAGUGAGGAAGCUCAAGAACCUCCGCGGGAAUUUGGUGUUUAAAUCUGACCAAUUGGAGACAUUGAAUGGCCAGAAAGAGCAUCUCGAAAGGGAACUUGAGGAAGUGUCUCGAGAAAAGGGCGAUCGAAAUGACGUUCUGAUGAAAGUGCACAAGGAACUUCUUGAGCAAAAGGUGAAGCUCCAUCGAGCUGAGCGGGAGAUGAAACAGGCCUUCAAGGCGGCCAAACUGAAGAUCAAUGAUUCCGACUUCCUCACCAUUCAAGAGCGUGACUUCACUGCCCGGGAGUUGGAGGAGCAGAACUCAUCGGCUCUGCAGCAAUUGGCGGAUCUCGUGGAGGCGAAUCCUGGCCUGGGACCAGCGGUGUCUAAGUAUCUCCUGGACAAGGGCCUCUCGAUGCCCACAAGUCGCGCUAAGAGCCAAACAUCCUGGAAGAGUGAUCGAUCGGACAACAUUGACUACCAGACAGUCAAGCCAAUCUCAAUCGGCUCCCCAGCGUCCUCUGUUUCGGGCAAAAGCGCAGUCGCCGGACCGGCAAUCGUCAUGAUAGACUUCCCAGAGAGUGUGGACACCCAGGCGAAAGCAACGGUGUCCAGGAAGUCCUCCUCCAAGUGUUCAGCCCAGUCGCGCAAUCAAAACUAG